Molecule: messenger RNA, 1062 nt
Organism: Colletotrichum chrysophilum
Lineage: Eukaryota; Fungi; Ascomycota; Sordariomycetes; Glomerellales; Glomerellaceae
Gene: VPS74
Product: Vacuolar protein sorting-associated protein 74
Exons: 4
Coding region: 1-1062 (353 amino acids)
Biological process (GO): Golgi organization; Golgi vesicle budding; Golgi to plasma membrane protein transport
Cellular component (GO): cytosol; trans-Golgi network; Golgi cisterna
Molecular function (GO): phosphatidylinositol-4-phosphate binding
Source: RefSeq, a predicted model, not a curated record
AUGUCAUCCGCAGCAGGAGGCUUGACUCGACGCCGCGGCGGCGGUGGAGGCGGCGCAGCUGCCGAGGGCGGCGAGACCAGCAACGGCGCCAGCCGGACCAACUCGACGAGCAACUUCAAGGACAGCGCCCCCGAGACGAGCUACGAGAGCGGCGAGAAUGGCCACAAGAUUGCCUUUGACCCCCGCGACAUCAGCGAGAGCGCCGAGCGCAGCAAACAGCCAAAGCUGACUCUGAUGGAGGAGGUUCUGCUGCUUGGGCUGAAGGACAAGCAGGGUUACCUAUCAUUCUGGAACGACAAUAUCUCAUAUGCCCUGCGAGGAUGCAUCGUCAUCGAGCUCGCGUUCCGCGGUCGCAUCAGCAUGCAGAAGGAUGCCUCGAGAAGGCGCUUCCCGCUGGCUGACCGCGUCAUCGAAGUUAUCGACGAAACCCUGACCGGCGAGGUGUUGCUCGACGAGGCAUUGAAGAUGAUGAAGCAGAGCGAGAAGAUGAGCGUGAGCUCCUGGAUCGACCUCAUGAGCGGAGAGACCUGGAACCUGAUGAAGAUCGGAUACCAAUUAAAACAGGUGCGCGAGCGUUUGGCCAAGGGACUCGUCGACAAGGGCAUCCUCCGCACCGAGAAGCGCAACUUCUUGCUCUUCGAUAUGGCGACCCACCCCGUCGCCGACGGAGGUGCCAAGGAGGAGAUUCGCCGCCGUGUCCGCAACGUCUUGACCCAGCGCACCGUAGUCCUCCCGGCAUCCCAAUUCCUGCCCGAGAACCUCGAGUUCCGCUACGUCCGCACCAUCGCCAUGGUCUGCGCUGCCUACGCGGCCAACGUGCUGGAGAACGCCCUCAGCACUCUCGGCCACGAGGCUCGCGAGCGUGCUUUUGCCCAGACGGACGAGCUCCUCGCCGACUACAGCCAGUGGCCGUUCGGAAAGAAGGCUACCGGCAAUGGCAUCGGUGCUAACCUGCCCCAGGUUAUUCAGGAGGAGGUCAGCAAGGGCAAGGACAAGGAACUGCAACUAGAGGUUGUUGCGGCUUGCCUCAGCGUCUUCACCCGCCUCGACUCCCUCCUGUAA